Messenger RNA from Penicillium brasilianum, 1918 nucleotides. The record is from the annotation of a GenBank genome assembly. NCBI's taxonomy places the organism in Eukaryota, Fungi, Ascomycota, Eurotiomycetes, Eurotiales, Aspergillaceae.
GAAAAAAAACUGGGAUAUAAACGAUUGAUGAUUCCCACUCCUCACUAAAAAGGCAUUUUUGAUCAUCAUUUCCAACACGUCCGAGCUAUAUACCCCAAGGGCCCAGACCUCGGCUACUGCCAUCAUGGACUCUAAAUGGGAUGUAGAGGAAGGCUCGACAGAACCUAGCCCUAAUACCACUUCCUCAUCCGCAACCCAAAGUGUCGACAAUGUCGUCUAUCGCUCAGAUUCGGUAUCAACUACGGCAGCCUCAUCCUAUCUAUCAUCCCGAGAGAAAUUUGAGUAUCUAUCCCAAGUCCCGACUUCCCAUUCCCAUCGUGGCCCAGGCCUGGAACUCCAUCCCACCGCAUUAGAACGCAUUGCAACUCAACGAAGCCAACACAAUGCCACCGUCGGCGCCAGUCACAAAAAGAAACUAGAAGAAGCCGGUCCCCUUCCAGACUUUGGAGCUGGUAAACCCUAUCCACCCGCAUUGCCGGACAAGGAGGAAUACGUGGUCGAAUUCGCAGGUCGAGACGACCCUCUCCACCCUCAAAACUGGCCAACAAGAAAGAAGAUAUUGACGGCCGUCAUUCUGUCAUGGACAACCCUCAAUUCAACGUUCACCAGCAGUAUCUACUCUGCUGCUAACAGCACCGUCGCACACGAGUUCGGUGUCUCCAGCGAAGUCAGUACCCUGGGUCUAUCACUGUACGUGCUCGGAUUCGCAAUGGGACCUAUCGUCUGGGCCCCAUUCUCCGAACUAAAAGGCCGACGUCUCCCUCUCCUCCUAUCGAUGUUCGGCUUCACAAUUUUCCAAUUCGCCGUCGCAACGGCAGAGAACCUCCAAACCAUCAUGCUAUGUCGCUUCUUCGGUGGGUUCUUCGGGGCAUGUCCGCUUGCCGUUGUUGCCGCCGUGCUGGCGGAUAUCUAUAAUAAUCGUGUUCGCGGCCUUGCAAUCGUCGUAUUCGCCAUGACGGUAUUUACGGGACCGCUGAUUGCUUCGACCGUGGGCGGGUUCAUCGUGCAGAGCCUUGGCUGGCGUUGGACCGAAUACCUUACCGGCAUCAUGGGUGCCUCGGCCCUACUGAUCGAUCUUUUCCUCUUACACGAGACCUACCCACCCAUCAUCCUCGUGCACAAAGCCGCCGAACUCCGUCGGCGGACAUCAAACUGGGGCAUUCACGCAAAGCAAGAAGAAAUCGAGGUGGACUACGUCGAGCUCGUCCAGAAGAACCUCCUCCGACCUAUCAAGCUCCUCUUCCUAGAACCCAUCGUUCUUUUCUUGAGCAUUUACAUGGCCUUCCUCUACGGCCUCUUAUAUCUGUUCCUCACAGCCUAUCCCAUCGUCUUCCAAGAAAUCCACGGGUUCGCUCCCGGCGUCGCCGGCCUCCCAUAUUGGGGGCUGGUAGUUGGCGAGAUCUGCGGUGGCGUGUAUAUCAUCCUCACACAGCCAUCAUACAACCGCAAACUGAAUGCUAAUAAUGGUAUUCCUGUCCCGGAGUGGCGUAUGCCUCCUGCUAUUGUGGGAAGUGUCGCUUUUGCUGGGGGGUUGUUCUGGUUUGGAUGGUCGGGGUGGAAGGCGGAUAUCCACUGGGCUGUGCCGAUGGCUUCUGGAUUGAUGAUUGGGUUUGGUCUGUUUUGUAUCUUCCUGGGGGCAUUCAAUUAUAUCAUUGACGCCUAUACAUCAUUCGCUGCGUCGGCCCUUGCAGCGAAUAGUAUCCUCCGUUCUUCCGCUGGUGCUGGGUUUCCCUUGUUCGCCCCCGCUAUGUUCAAGUCAAUGGGGGUAAACUGGGCGAGUACACUGCUUGGCUGUGUGGCUCUAUUGAUGGUCCCCCUCCCGAUCAUCAUCUACGUCUACGGUCCUGGUAUCCGGGCGAAGAGCAAGUUUGCAACCGUCCACAUGGCCUUGGAUGUAGAUGAUGAGCAGGGGGCAUGA